This is a messenger RNA of Periconia digitata, 879 nucleotides long. The record is from the annotation of a GenBank genome assembly. NCBI's taxonomy places the organism in Eukaryota, Fungi, Ascomycota, Dothideomycetes, Pleosporales, Periconiaceae.
AUGGUAGAUCACCGACUAUCUUCGACCUACAAACUCCGACGUCACCGCUUUACAGCAGCAGUGGUUUCAAACCUCAAAAUCCCCAAUGUUAGCACCUCUUUCUCCUACUUGGAAAUAUUUUCAAUCAUGAUGCUACAGACUCAUCUAUAUCUUGCAUUUCUAUCUCUAAAUUCAUUAGUGUCUGCUCACUGGACAUACGACCGUCUCAUUGUCAACGGCGAAGCCAUAGGCGAGCCCUGGCAACACGUCCGCCAUCACACCAAUGGCAAUGUUCCGCUCCAAAAUGUGAAUUCCACAGACAUGAUUUGCAACAUCAACGGCCAAUCUGGCGCGACGACAGAGACAUACCCAGUAGUCGCCGGCGAUACGCUGGGCUUCACCAUCGCAGAUACCUUCGGGCAUCCAGGUCCGCAGCAAGUGUACCUCUCCAAAGCACCAGGAGAUGUGAAAGAGUACGAUGGCAGCGGGGAUUGGGCGAAGAUAUAUACGUUGUCGUAUACCUUAAAUGGGACGGGUGGUGGGAGUGACGGGAUCCUGAAGUGGGCAACGCACCGCGCGCAGACGUUUGAGUUUAAGUUACCCAGCGAGACGCCCGCUGGAGAGUAUCUGCUGCGCGCCGAGGGAUUGGCGUUGCACGCUGCGCACAAGGCAAAUUCUGCGCAGUUUUACGUCGCGUGUGCUCAGAUCAAGGUUACUGGCGGCGGAGCGGGUGUUUUAGAGCCCACAAUUAAGUUUCCGGGAGGGUAUAAGUGGGAUUCGACGGGGGUGUUGAUUCCUGAGUUCUGGAGCAAGAUGACGAAUUAUACGAGCCCUGGGCCUCAGCUUUGGCCUAAAGGUACGCAGGAGGAUCACGUACUUGAUGGUAAAGUAAAGGUCUGA